AUGAGUAACACCGACUUCCUGGGCCGUGCCAUCGAUGUGGUAAAGAAGGCCAUCGAGCAAGACACGGCGGGCGAGUAUGAGAAGGCCUACCAGCUCUACUACCAAUCCCUUGAACUGUUCAUGCUCGCUCUCAAAUGGGAGAAGAACGCAAAGUCCAAGGAAAUGAUCCGCGCAAAGGCCGCCGAAUACAUGGAAAGAGCUGAGAAACUGAAGAAUCAUCUGGCCGAACAAGACACAAAUCGCAAGAAACCAAGUGCCGUAGGCGCCAAUGGGAAGACUGCAAAUGGCGGUGCCAAGGGAAAGGACGAAGAGGGAGACGACCAGGAUCCCGAAUCCAAGAAAUUGAGAGGAGCUCUGGCUGGCGCUAUCUUGACCGACAAGCCCAACAUCAAAUGGGAGGAUGUGGCUGGUCUAGAGCAAGCAAAGGAAGCCCUGAAAGAGGCUGUCAUCCUUCCCAUCAAAUUUCCCCAUCUGUUUACCGGCAAGCGUCAACCUUGGAAGGGCAUCUUGCUUUACGGCCCCCCUGGUACUGGUAAAUCAUAUCUCGCCAAAGCCGUCGCUACCGAAGCAAACAGCACGUUCUUCAGUGUCAGCAGCAGUGAUCUGGUAAGCAAGUGGAUGGGUGAAAGUGAACGUCUCGUGAAGCAACUGUUCGGAAUGGCGCGAGAAAACAAGCCGUCAAUCAUCUUCAUCGACGAGAUCGACGCUCUUUGCGGCCCCAGAGGUGAAGGCGAGUCAGAAGCAUCAAGACGCAUCAAGACCGAACUUCUCGUGCAGAUGGACGGUGUAGGUCGCGAUUCGAAAGGAGUUCUCAUUCUGGGAGCUACCAACAUUCCCUGGCAACUCGACUCUGCCAUCCGUAGACGUUUCCAGCGAAGAGUACACAUCAGCUUGCCCGAUCUUCCAGCCCGAACAAGAAUGUUUGAGCUUGCGGUAGGAUCAACGCCAUGCGAGAUGAAGGCAGAGGACUUCAGGACCUUGGCACAGCUCAGCGAAGGCUACUCUGGAAGCGAUAUCACGAUUGCUGUGCAGGAUGCUUUGAUGCAACCAGUGCGGAAAAUCCAAACGGCGACUCAUUACAAGAAGGUCACAGUGGAUGGUCAAGAAAAGCUCACGCCGUGUUCACCAGGCGAUCAGGGCGCAAGCGAGAUGACUUGGAUGGACGUUGAUACGGAUAAGCUCCUGGAGCCCCCGCUCAUGGUCAAGGACUUUGUCAAGGCAAUCAAGGCCUCGAGGCCUACUGUCAGUCAAGAGGACUUGAAGCACAAUGCGGAAUGGACAGCCGAGUUUGGUAGCGAGGGUGCUUAG
Molecule: messenger RNA, 1308 nt
Organism: Aureobasidium pullulans EXF-150
Lineage: Eukaryota; Fungi; Ascomycota; Dothideomycetes; Dothideales; Saccotheciaceae
Product: AAA-domain-containing protein
Exons: 6
Coding region: 1-1308 (435 amino acids)
Biological process (GO): endosomal transport; vacuole organization
Molecular function (GO): ATP hydrolysis activity; ATP binding
Source: RefSeq, a predicted model, not a curated record